This is a messenger RNA of Ustilago hordei, 1128 nucleotides long. RefSeq lists its product as uncharacterized. The record is from RefSeq and is a predicted model, not a curated record. Gene Ontology annotation, molecular function: nucleic acid binding; zinc ion binding. Bases 1 to 1128 code for a protein of 375 amino acids. NCBI's taxonomy places the organism in Eukaryota, Fungi, Basidiomycota, Ustilaginomycetes, Ustilaginales, Ustilaginaceae. The transcript has a single exon.
AUGCAUGCAUUCCAAGCAUGCACGAGUGGGGAAAACUUGAAGAUACUUGACUUGCAUUUGUACUUAGAACUAUCAUCAUCAACAAAAACACUUCAACUGAUUAAGAGUCUGAUGCUCAGUGCAAUGCCACCAUUGACAAGAGCCAGACAGACAGGAAGAGAUGAUGAACAAGUGGCUGCAGCCACAGGUAACGGUCGAGAGGAAGGAUGGCUCAUGCAGGUAGUCAGGAUCCUCCAGCUAGUGAACCCAGCACUGAUGGCCAAGGAGGCAAUCAUACGGGCUAUGGGCCUUGUUAGCAUCAGUGGCCAGACCCCACAUGGAGAGAUGGAGAAGAUCCCCAAGGAUGUAUUGAGUUCCAUCACACACAUCAAGAAGCUCAGCAAUAGCAACUGGCAUACUUGGGAACCAACAUUCAUCAACUGUCUUCAGAGGGUACACAAUGCAAAGGAGAUACUAUAUGGCAUUAUUGCACCUGGAAGCGAGGAGUACAAUGAAGAUCUGGACAAGGCCCUCGUGGGCCUCAUCCAUGCUUGUUGUGACAACAGCCCAGACAGUUGCAUCGACACCUACACUGUUAGGGGUGCAGAUGAGGAGGUCCAACUUGGCAGCAUGCUGUAUGCCAAGCUCAAGAAAGCACUGACACUGAACGAUGCUGUAAAGCGAGCAGGACUGCAGGAUCAUAUUCACAUGGUGUGCUUGCACAAUCGAGACAUUGUCAGGCUAGGCAAGGAACUUGAUUCAAUCUGGAAUGAUGCAGCACAUCUCAGAAAGCGCUUUGACAAGGACCUCAAGAAGUCAACUCUCUAUCACUGCACAGCCCAAGAUUGGUUCUAUGCCAACACCAUCGAUGCACUCAAGACAGCUAAGCCAGAUUGUGAGUAUGAUGAAGCCUACCACACACUAGCAAAGAAGCAGCAGGAUGGCAAGAUCUCUGGCCACAUUAGAGGGGCAGCCAGGGUUGCUGUGAGUGCAGAGCAGGGGGACAACAACCAGGCAGAGCAGGGACCAAGGGGCAGAUGCGAUCCCUGCAACCCCUCAGCCCCUCCGAAAUGCUACACGUGUGGAGGACCAAACCAUAUCACCCACAAUUGCAUGAACAACAAUAUGACACAAGAAGCAAGCCACUAG